Folsomia candida is the source of this 892-nucleotide messenger RNA. RefSeq lists its product as uncharacterized. The coding region runs from base 12 to 827 and encodes 271 amino acids. The record is from RefSeq and is a predicted model, not a curated record. NCBI's taxonomy places the organism in Eukaryota, Metazoa, Arthropoda, Collembola, Entomobryomorpha, Isotomidae. The transcript is spliced from 2 exons.
CCGGGAAGUGCAUGCCAGGCGAUAUAAGUCGUGGUGAGAUGGGUCGAUUUGCCCUCUGCAUCGGUCUAUUUACCCAAAUCGUGCCUACUAUCUUGCAAAACAUGUUAGUUAUCAUGUUUCCCUGUGCAAUGCCGCACUUCCUUCGAUCUGCUUUCCCAGAUUGUGCGGCAAAUGGGAACGAAUUCGUUUGGGAUUUCGGCAUACCGACAAAUUGGGCAUGGACGGUGACUCUGGUGGACAUGUUUUCUUCGGGGUAUGGAAUGUGUCUAGCCUGUGUAGCGGUAUCGUUCGUGUUUCAUUGCGGGGUUACCUGUGUGGCGGAUCAUUUGAAAAGAACUCGAAAUUCACUCAACCUGCAAUCUAUCCUGGCUUACAAACAGGCACAAAUUCUAACCACUGCGGUCAACAAUAUCAACCAAGUGGGAAACCUGCCCAUCAUGAUUACUGACCUUACCUGGGUGGGCAUCACCUGCUUCUACGCCGUCAUAGCACACAAUUCCAAACUAUCUGUUCCAGCCCUUCUCAUCGCCGUUGUGCUCGGGGUUGACUGCACUUUUGCCACUUCUUUCGUCAUUUAUAAGGCGGGCGCUGAUCUCCACGGGCUCUCGCAGGAUAUCCUGCAAAAUUGGCGGGGUCGGAAAAGUAUGUUGAAGAAUCGCUACUUGAGAAGGAUGAAGGCGUCGUGCAACGUGCUAAAAAUUAAGUUGGGAAGUUCAGGAAAUUUUAUCGAGAAGGCGACCCCUCUUAUCAUAUUCCAGUUUAGUAUGGAGCAAGUAGCCAGCCUGUUGCUAAUUUCGGUUAAAGAGAAGAGAAAUUUGCAUGCAUAAAAUUGCCCAUAAAAUGCGCCAGACCACAUUAUUUACUAUGUAUACGCGUUUCAGAAUUUAUUAAA